Molecule: messenger RNA, 513 nt
Organism: Drosophila mauritiana
Lineage: Eukaryota; Metazoa; Arthropoda; Insecta; Diptera; Drosophilidae
Exons: 2
Biological process (GO): negative regulation of DNA-templated transcription; regulation of transcription by RNA polymerase II
Cellular component (GO): transcription regulator complex; histone deacetylase complex
Molecular function (GO): transcription corepressor activity
Source: RefSeq, a predicted model, not a curated record
CUUAACUCAAGCGAUGUACAACGGCGCUUCAUCCAAUUCCGAUUCAAGAUGUCGGCACGCAAGGAGAAACGAGACAUACAUUACUGGCGAAAACAGGCAGCCGCCUUGCCGGAUUAUGUGCCGCCUCGGAAGCGGGAACAGGACUUGCAGCAGCUGCAACAUCGAGCCUCGAUCCUGUGGUCGCCGCAGCUGCAGGAUCAAGAUGACAAGGCUGUUCGCGAAUACCUCGACUAUGCGUCCAGUCGCUAUGAUAUCGAGGAGGAGCAGGCGCUGUUCAUCCUGCGGCGUCACGGAUACGACCUGCCCCUGGCUCAUCGACGCCUGGAGAAGACCGAGACAGCUCGAGGAUGUCGCUACCAUCGCUGGAAGGCCGAGGAUCUCAUCCGUCUUACCAAGGCCUUCGAGCAAUACGGCACCGACUUCGCGAAGAUCCGAAAGGAGCUACCCCAAUUUCCUCUGGCCGAACUUCGGCUGUACUUCUCCUUCAUGUCCUCGGCCUAGGAGACUUCGUGA